AUCCAAGCACAAACGUGUUUUCUAAACGCACAUAAUAGAACGCACCUACGAACCACGCUAGUUGUUUGUUUCUGUUGUUGCUACUGAUUCGAAGGGCAUCCAAAUCCUUGCAGUUUAUGUAAUUCUUCGGUGUUCAUUAUAGCAAUCUGCCAUGUCCAGGAGAGAUAUUAGAGAUCGUGAUCAUCGGCGGUCACAAACCCGCAGUCGUUCACGCAGUAGGAGUAGGAGCAGAUCACCCAGAGGAGGAAGAGACUACUCGCCUCGUCAAGGCAUGUCUGAUUUGACAAAUGACCCUAACACAGUAAAUGCACGUAUAUUUGUUGGAAGUAUUAGUGCUAAUAUGACAAGAGAAAAGUUGAAAGAAUAUUUUUCGCAGUAUGGAAAAGUUAUCGGAGUGUCAAUUACUAGAACGAAGUUUGGAUUUGUGAAGUUUUCAAAAGUAAGAAGAGGCCAUGAACUGUUUACGGGCAGGAUCAACCGCCUAUAUAAAUGGCCAGAGAGUUGAUGUGAAGCCUGCCAAAAUUGGUGGUGGUGGUGGUCCAGGAGGUAUGGGUGUAGGACCUAUGCCACCCUCUGUGGGUUUGAGGAGGAGCCAUUACGAGAAUGAAAGAGGAAGGUCUCCUUCUGUGGGGAGGCCGUAGAUGAUUACUAUGAAUA
Molecule: messenger RNA, 657 nt
Organism: Macrobrachium nipponense
Lineage: Eukaryota; Metazoa; Arthropoda; Malacostraca; Decapoda; Palaemonidae
Product: RNA-binding Raly-like protein
Exons: 5
Coding region: 152-505 (117 amino acids)
Biological process (GO): positive regulation of mRNA splicing, via spliceosome
Cellular component (GO): spliceosomal complex
Molecular function (GO): RNA binding
Source: RefSeq, a predicted model, not a curated record